AUCCUCUUCCUUGCUGACAUGUGGUGAGAGUGAGGGAGCCCGAGAGCCCGACCCGCCUGUCCGCCACACCCGGUAAGGCCGCCGCCGCUUUCCGAAUGGCCGCCUCCUCCUCCUCCUCCUCACUUCCAUCGCCGCCGCCGCCCAGGGCGGCGUCCCCGGCCGAGGAGCCCCGCGCGGGAGGCCGGCCGCCGGUCCCGCCGUACGUGAAGGCGGCGGCGGGGUCCCUUGGCGGCGUCAUGGAGGCGUGCUGCCUGCAGCCGAUCGACGUCGUCAAGACGCGGCUGCAGCUCGACCGCUCGGGGGCUUACCGGGGCAUCGCGCACUGCGGCGCCACCGUCGCCCGCGCCGAGGGCGUGCGCGCGCUCUGGAAGGGGCUCACGCCCUUCGCCACACACCUCACGCUCAAGUACGCGCUGCGCCUCGGUUCCAACGCCGUGCUGCAGUCCGCGUUCAAGGACCCCGCCACCGGCAAGGUCUCCGCGCACGGGCGCCUCGCGUCCGGGUUCGGCGCCGGCGUCAUCGAGGCGCUCCUCAUCGUCACCCCCUUUGAGGUGGUAAAGAUUAGGUUGCAACAACAAAAAGGACUGAGCCCAGACUUGCUUAGAUAUAAAGGUCCCAUACACUGUGCAAGGACUAUAGUUCGGGAAGAAGGCUUACGUGGUCUGUGGUCUGGAGCAUUACCAACUGUCAUGCGCAAUGGCACAAACCAAGCUGCAAUGUUCUCCGCCAAGAACACAUUCGACAUUGUUCUAUGGCAGAAGCAUGAGGGAGAUGGUAAGGUCCUCCUUCCAUGGCAGUCCAUGAUCUCAGGGUUCCUUGCAGGAACCGCAGGACCCGUCUGCACCGGACCCUUCGAUGUCGUGAAGACUAGGUUGAUGGCUCAAGGGAGAACCGGUGACAUUAAGUACACGGGCAUGGUCCAUGCGAUACGGACAAUAUACGUAGAAGAGGGUUUGCGAGCACUGUGGAAAGGCUUGCUCCCCCGGCUUAUGAGGAUUCCACCUGGACAGGCUAUAAUGUGGGCAGUGGCUGAUCAGGUGAUGGGCCUAUAUGAACGAAGUUACCUGCAGCCAGCUCAUGUUUGAUCAAUAUCCUACUUCAGUGCUACACUGAAAUUUUUUGGGUUAGUCGUCAUAAUUUUGAAUUGGUGGUUAGACAUGGAAAUCGUCAACCGAAAGUGCAAGCUGUUCCAGUAACUGGAAAUUCAUUUGUUCAUUGCAAAUAGCUGGGAAUUGAUGGAAGCAAUGAACUCUUGUACUAUUUUGAAGUCAAUAAUUGAGAAACUCCCAUUUUGACUGGGAUAGAAUA
Messenger RNA from Panicum hallii, 1308 nucleotides. Its product is annotated as mitochondrial succinate-fumarate transporter 1. NCBI's taxonomy places the organism in Eukaryota, Viridiplantae, Streptophyta, Magnoliopsida, Poales, Poaceae. Gene Ontology annotation, biological process: fumarate transport; succinate transport; transmembrane transport. The record is from RefSeq and is a predicted model, not a curated record. The transcript is spliced from 2 exons. Bases 96 to 1085 code for a protein of 329 amino acids.